UGAACUUUGACUGAGAGACACCCACAGGAAGAGACAGGCAGGCAGAGGGAGAGACAGAGAGACAGAUCCUUCUAGGAGGAUACAAAGAGAUACCCACAGGAAAAGGCAGACGGGGGAGUAAGACACAGUAAAAUAUACAUUUCCCCAGACAGUGAGACACCCACAGGUAAAGACAGACAGCUGAUUGAGAGACACACGGAAAGAGACAGAUCAUAUAUCAGGGAAUAGAGAUAGAGGAGAGCACCGAGAACAGAGAGAAUCCAACAGAAAAAGACUUGACUCAGAAUAGAUCCAUGUUAUAAAUAAUAAUUUGCUCAGUAAUGUGAAGACACAGAGAUAAAUUGAGAGUGAGAAACUUCUCUGUGAAAAACUACAGAGACAUUGUCAGAGCUUGAAAAGAAUUCUACAGGUAGCAACCAUGGCAAUGCGUGGACUGGUUGACACGGAAUGCGGAGGUGCCAAUCCACUCAUGAAACUGACUGGCCACUUCACUCAAGACAAAGGCCUGCGGGAUGAAGGUUUGCAGCACGUUGCCUGGCCACAAGGAGCGGCUGCUAUCUCAAAGCCUCUUGGUGAAGCCACGGAAGAUGAGCUUGUGUCAGAGUUCCUACAGUCUCGUGCUCCCUUGUUACACUCGCGUGCUCCUCACACCUUUAAGAUGGAUGGUCUUUUAGCAGAAAUGCAACAGAUCGAGCAGAGCAGCUACCGACCUGAGCCACUGAGAGCUCCAGGUGUGGCUGAUCUGGCUCUUUCUGAGCAUUGGACAGAUGAGUUCCUUGGGCCACAGGCUGAUCCCACGGAGGAAGAAGAUUGGAGCAGAGAAUUCACGGAGCAGACAGACCCACAGUCUUCCCCAUCCCGCUGGGCUGAGGAAUAUUUACAACAGUCAGAAGAAAAGCUUUGGUUGGGAGAGAAUGAGGGAACAAUGGCAGAGAAAUGGUCAGAGGAAUAUCAGCCAGAUAAUGAAUUACAGAGAGAAGCUAAAUCUCUUCUUUCCCAAGUGACUGACCCCAAACUGGCCAACAGUCAGUUUCUGCAGUUUGUGAGGAAGAUAGGGGACGGAGAACUGUCUCUCGACCAAGCUCAAGGCUCUCUUUCUCAGACGGACUCUCAGGCAGAGCAGUGGUCAGAGCAGUUUGUACAAGAGCAGGCUGUUUCUGAGCAGUGGGUUGAUCAGUUUGCUCCUUUGGAGAAGGAAUUUGAGACGGCCAAGUCUGCAGUAGAGGCAGAUGUGGAUUUUUGGGACAAGCUACAAGAAGAGUGGGAGGAAAUGACGAAGAGAGAUGCAGAAGCUCACCCUUGGCUCUCGGACUUUCAGGACUUGUCUUCCAAAUCCUAUGACAAGGGCUAUGUUUUUGAGUCUGAUAAUCCUUUUUCCGAGGAGCAACGCCCAUUUGAAGAGGGUUUGAAACGCCUGCAAGAGGGAGACCUGCCCAGUGCUGUGAGACUGUUUGAAACUGCUGUGCAGAGAGACCCGCAGCAUAUGGAGGCUUGGCAGUAUCUCGGUACCACUCAGGCAGAGAAUGAACAGGAACUGGCAGCAAUCAGUGCUCUGCGAAGGUGUCUCGAGCUGAAGCCAGAUAAUCUGAGCGCCCUAAUGGCUCUUGCAGUAAGUUUCACCAACGAGUGUCUCCAGCAGCAAGCAUGUCAGACACUGCGGGACUGGAUGCAGCACAACCCAAAAUACAACCAUCUGGUGCCGGAGGAGAGUACCAGCAAAGACACACAAAGGUCACGGACAUUUGGAACCUUGCUGUCUGAUUCCUUGUUUUCAGAGGUGAGGGAGCUGUUCCUGUCUGCCGUGCGUUCUGACCCAACCCAAGUGGAUCCCGAUGUGCAGUGUGGACUUGGCGUGCUGUUCAAUCUUAGUGGGGAAUAUCAAAAGGCCGUGGACUGUUUCACUGCUGCUCUAAGCCAGAAACCAGAUGACUAUUUAUUGUGGAAUAAACUGGGUGCCACGCUUGCGAAUGGUAAUGAUAGUGAGGCUGCAGUGGAAGCUUAUCGACGGGCUUUGCAACUGCAGCCUGGGUUCAUCCGCUCUAGAUACAACCUGGGGAUUGCCUGUAUUAACCUUGGGGCACACAGGGAGGCGGUGGAACAUUUUCUCGAGGCUCUCAGCAUGCAGCAGCAAAGUGGUGGAUCGGGAAAUGCUAUGUCUGACAAUAUUUGGAGUACCCUAAGGAUGGCGCUCUCCAUGCUUGGACAGAGUGACCUAUAUUCUGCAGCUGACUCUCGUGAUCUUACUACCCUACAAGCAGCAUUUCCACCCCACUCAUCCAGCACUCAAUGACCAUACCUUGACCCACUGCCAUGUGAGUGCAUGCUGAAUGGUCACUCACAGUGUACUGCAUCUGGGAAAUUAGAACCCUUAUAAUGCACUGGAUCAUCUCAGUGUUACAGCCUGUGCGGAGCAGAGUGGCACCUCUACAGAGACUCUUGUGGGCUGGUAAUUCUCCCCCAAGUCACCUGUGACCUCACUCCAUUGACUGGUAUGGAACUUUAAAAAAACAAAACAACUUGGUUCUGACUUUAAUUAACGGUUUAAUUUAACUUAAUUCCCAUCAUUAUGCAAUGAGCGAGAUACGAAUCUGUCAUCUAUUAUGAAAAUAUGAAGAUCUCCCUUGCAUCUCCACCAACUGUUUGCCUCUCUACAUGAAUCUAAGGACGUACAUGUGUGUAUGAUCUGUUGAGGCAGUUUAAUACAUUAGGAAGUUUAAUCCUUUCAGUUACCAUGCAUAGUGACAUAAAAACAGGUGUAGGCAUACACCUGGGGUUUGACCCCCCUCACCUAUCAUCAUGUAUCACAGGACAUGUGAGAGCAAAAGAUUUAAGUGUGAGGCUCAGCCUUUGUUUACUACAUGCUGCGGACUCUUAGCAACUUCAUGUAAGCCCUGGUACUAUUUAAAAGAGCAGAAACUCUGACCCGUCCACUAUCUCUGACCUCCAGAUUGAAAACCAUGUGAGUAGCUUUGACCUCCAGCUCCACAAUCCAGGCAGUGGUACCAUCUUUCCUACACACUACAGGAUCAGAAAAUGAGUCAUUCAGUGUUUGCACUAUUUUUGAAAAUAAAGGGUGGUUUUGCUGCAGUUAUCUGCUCUUUGGGUUUCAGGAAGAUGCAGCCAGCCUGUGUCGCAAAAAAAGUAUUUUGCAACCGAUCUAUGUAUGUGUAAGCCAGUCCUGCGCGAAGAAUAUUGUUUUUUUUUUUUUUUUUUAUAUUCUUAAUAUUAAUAGGUUACUAUAAACAAUUUGUUUUGAGCAGCACGAGUCCUUGAAGAUCUGAUCAGUCUUACUCAUCCCCAUUUUUGUAAUAAAGAAAGGAGGAUUACUUUCUCCCGACAAAAAGAAAAUACUUCAGUGAUGAUAAAUAUUGUAUAACAGAAACAACCAUAUGAAACCAACGUAUGUGCAAUAAUAUAGAUGCUCCCACCACAGCCAUCAGCUCUUACAACUUUGAGUGUUCAAUUCAAUUGAUGGAUACAGGAUAUAAAAUAUUUAAUAUCUGCCUGAAGACAAAAUCUGAAUUGUAAACAUGCUGUGGGAAAUUUGUGCUCUGUGAAUAAUUUCAUGUCUGUAAGGUGAUAAAUUGUACAAUAUUUGUAAUAAUAAUAAAAUGUAUAUGAUCUAGAGUUACAUUGAAA
This is a messenger RNA of Pelobates fuscus (common spadefoot toad), 3639 nucleotides long. RefSeq names its product peroxisomal biogenesis factor 5 (gene PEX5). The transcript has 16 exons. The record is from RefSeq and is a predicted model, not a curated record. Gene Ontology annotation, molecular function: protein binding. Gene Ontology annotation, cellular component: peroxisomal membrane; cytosol. Gene Ontology annotation, biological process: protein import into peroxisome matrix, docking. Bases 419 to 2290 code for a protein of 623 amino acids. NCBI's taxonomy places the organism in Eukaryota, Metazoa, Chordata, Amphibia, Anura, Pelobatidae.